Messenger RNA from Lactuca virosa, 2141 nucleotides. Lineage: Eukaryota; Viridiplantae; Streptophyta; Magnoliopsida; Asterales; Asteraceae. The record is from the annotation of a GenBank genome assembly.
AUGUUUUUAAAAGAACCAAAAUGCAAUAAUAAAAGCUAUUCAUUCACUAAUUCAUACAUAAUCCCAAGAUAUGAAGCAAACAGGCCACCACAACCGAAUCUACCUGCUUCUGAUCUCCUUACAGGAAGCAGAGAAGUUUACCUAGACAUUGGUGUCCCUCUAUACGAAGCAGCCAUUAAAGGCGAUUGGAAAGCUGCUGAAGCGAUUCUUGAAAAAGACCCAAAGUUAGUACGAUCAAGUAUCACUGAAAAUCACGAAACAGCCCUUCAUGUUGCAGCAUCAGCAAAAAGAACGAAACAGUUACAAGAGUUUGUGGAAAAUUUAGUGAAUAAGAUGGAUGAAAAGGACUUAGAACUUCAAAACAACAGUUCCAAUACUGCCCUUUGUUUAGCAGCUGCAGCUGGAAAUGUUGAAAUGGUUAAGAUUAUGGUGAACAAGAACAAAAAGUUGCUUUCAAUCCCUGGUAGUCAAGCAAUGAUGCCUCUUUAUAUGGCUGCUUUAUUUGGUCAACGUGAUAUGGUGAAGUAUCUCUAUGAUAAUUCUAAAAAAUUGAUGGAUGAUGGUUGGACACCUCAAAAUCGUGGGUGGCUUCUUCUUAAAUGUGUUGAGGCUGAUCUCUUUGAUAUGGCAUUAAAAAUAGUACAAGAUCGCCAUGAGCUUGCUAGUAAUGGGAAUGUACUUGGAGUUUUGGCUCGAAAGCCGGAUGCAUUUAUUGAAACAAAGACUAAUGUAAUAUGGAGAAAAAUCAAUUCAUGUUUUGCUUCCAUUGGUUUAAAAGUGGGAGGUCCCGAAAAGGAAAACGAAGCAUUACAAUUACUAAGAAUCGUUUGGAAAGAUAUUGCGAAGAAGCCCAAAAAUCAAAUAGAUGACAUCAUCCGGGGCCCACCCGAUCCAAUCAAGCAAGAUGACAAGCUACAUUUGGGAAAGGAAGAUCAAGCUCUACAACUACUAAAAACUCAUAUCCGAACAUAUUGUCAAAAUGCCAAUUGAAAUCCAAAAAUUAGUUGGAAGUGGUGGUGGUGGGACCACGUCAAAACCAAUAACAAGGAUGCCAUCAAUGGUGAAUGUUAAAAAAACUUAUUCGUCUAGAAUACUGUUUCUUGCUGCAGAAAUGGGCAACACUAAAUUUGUGGUUGAGCUUAUUAGGCAAUACCCUGAUUUGAUAUGGAAAGUGAAUGAUAACAAUCAAAGUGUGUUUCAUAUUGCUGUGAAACAUCGUCAUGAGGGCAUAUACAAUUUAUUGUAUGAGAUUGGGUCAAUGAAGGAUUUGAUAACUCCUUUGAAAGAUCAAAAUGAAAAUAAUAUGUUGCAUUUAGUUGGGAAGAGUGCAAAGAGAAAACGACUUCAAGAUGUUUCGGGAGUUGCUUUACAAAUGCAACGUGAAUUGUUGUGGUUCAAGGAAGUAGAAGCCAUGAUCCCUCCAUCUUACAGAGAACGUAAGAACAAAGACGGUUUAACACCACACGAAUUAUUCACAAAAGAACACAAAGACCUCGUUUCACAAGGUGAGAAAUGGAUGAAAGUAACCGCUAGUCAAUGUAUGGUCGUUGCAACACUUAUAGCCACCAUAGUAUUUGCCGCCGCUUUUACAGUGCCAGGUGGAUACAACCAAUCCGAAGGUAUCCCAAUCUUCCACACAAAACCAACCUUCAUAGUUUUCGUAGUAACAGACGCCAUUUCCCUAUUCUCAUCAACAGCUUCAAUUUUAAUGUUUUUAUCUAUCCUCACGUCUCGUUAUGCUGAACGCGAUUUCUUAGAGUCGUUGCCUAAAAAACUCAUGUUGGGGUUAACAUCGCUUUUUUUGUCGAUUACAAGUAUGACGAUUGCGUUUAGUGUUAGUUUUUUUGUGCUUUACCGGAAGGGUUUGAUUUGGGUGCCGAUUGUUAUUGGGUUUUUAGCGGUUAUGCCGGUGUUUUUGUUUGCUUGGUUGCAGUAUCCGCUUUUGGCGGAUGUGAUUCAUUCGACGUAUGGGUCUAGGUAUUUGUUUAGACCUACGAAGCUUAUUUUGUACUAUAAAAACCCUAGGCAUUGAAGAAAUUGGAAUGUUGUUUAUGUGUGUAUGUAUUGGUUUUAAGUUUUAUGUUGUAAUAUGAUGGUGGUUGGGAUAAUAUAAAGAAAUGAAAACUACAAUGUUUUUUUUA